Messenger RNA from Microthlaspi erraticum, 927 nucleotides. The record is from the annotation of a GenBank genome assembly. NCBI's taxonomy places the organism in Eukaryota, Viridiplantae, Streptophyta, Magnoliopsida, Brassicales, Brassicaceae.
AUGAUCAGCUCCGUCUCCACUGUUGCAUCAUCCCUUUCUCUUCUCUCUUCGCCUCAUCAGAAAUUCUCCGUCGAUCUCUACUCGUAUCGAAAUCCUGACCGGCGAUGCCCGAUCGUUUGCUCCGGCGUCAGAAUGGGCAGAGCUACGCGGCGGCGGCAGAGUCGAGACUUGUCGGCCACUGAAGCUAGGGUUUCUCUCGUUCUCGCUCUCGCCUCUCAGGCUUCCUCUGCCUCUCAACGCCUUUUGGCUGAUUUGGCGGUGGAGACUGCGAAAUACGUGUUUCCCAAGAGAUUCAAUAGCUCAAAUCUGGAAGAAGCGUUGAUGUCUGUUCCGGAUCUGGAGACAAUGAAUUUCAGAGUUCUAAGCAGGACAGACAAAUACGAGAUUAGAGAAGUCGAGCCUUAUUUUGUGGCCGAGACUACAAUGCCAGGGGAAAAUGGAUUCGACUUCUAUGGUGCUUCAAGGUCGUUCAAUGUGUUAGCUGAGUACCUGUUUGGUAAGAACACAGUCAAUGAGAAAAUGGAGAUGACGACCCCUGUUGUUACUCGUAAAGUCCAAUCUGUUGGUAAAAAGAUGGAAAUCACCACUCCAGUAAUAACUAGGAAGGCAAAAGAACAAACCCAAUGGCAAAUGUCUUUUGUCAUGCCUUCCAAGUAUGGUUCAAAUUUGCCAUUGCCAAAAGAUGCUUCAGUCAAGAUUCAGGAGGUGCCACGAAAGAUUGUUGCUGUUGUUGCCUUCUCAGGGUACGUUACCGAUGAAGAGAUUGAGAAACGUGAGCAAGAACUAAGGAGAUCUCUUCAAAAUGACAAGAUGUUUCGAGUGAAAUAUGGAGUUUCAGUUGAAGUUGCACAGUACAAUCCACCAUUCACUCUUCCGUUUACCCGCCGCAAUGAGGUUUCUCUCGAAGUGGAAAGCAAAGAAGAUUAG